CUUCAUAUUCGUCGCCGUGGUUCGCUCCAUUUGCUUCCCUCUGCCCCGCCAUUGAUUAUUCCCUUCACUGUCUUUGUUUCCGAAUGUAAGCCGGGUUUGUUUUUGUGUUGAGUUUCUGUUCUACGACUAUUUUAUUCCAUGAUCAUCUCUGAAUUUGAAGCGUGAUUUGUUGGAUUAAUGCAAGUAUUUUGUGUUUGGGCGAAGAGGAUCGAGGAAUGUACUCAGUAGUCUAUGCCUUGAGGUCGUUGAUGUUUCAAGUGUGAUUGGAUUGGACAUUUCUGUGUUGGAAGAAGAUCGAGGAGUCAUCAGUGAUCAGAGCCUAACGGUGAUUGAUUUCCUUCACUUGAUUUGUUGCCGAUUGAAGUCGAGUUGUUUUCUGUGUUAAAUUAGUCAGCUCUGGCUUAUCCAUUCAGUUAACAUCCUUGAAUUUGAAGUGUGAUUGGAUUGAAAGUAUCUUUUAGGAAGAAGAAUGAGGAUUAUUAAUUAGAGCUGAGUAGGGAGAGACUGAAAUUUGGCGUAGAGAAGGGAAGGAAAGUAGAGAAAGAAGGAAAAUGGUGAGGUUGAUGAGUUGAAUUUUCGAUCUGCUGGAAAAUGGAACGGAAUUAUCCGUAUGAGAAUGGCGUGCUGAUGACGAGAGACCCGAAGCCAAGGCUGAGAUGGACGGCUGAUCUUCACGACCGUUUUGUGGACGCUGUCACCAAGCUCGGUGGCCCUGGAAAAGCAACUCCCAAGUCUGUGUUAAGAUUGAUGGGUUUAAAGGGCUUGACUUUGUACCACUUGAAGAGCCAUUUGCAGAAGUAUAGACUUGGACUGCAAACACGAAAGCAAAAUGUGGCUGAGCAAAGGAAUGAAAACAGCGGGACAAUCAGCAAUUUUACAGUUGAGGAAGAUGACAGAGGGAUGCAAAUUGCUGAGGCACUAAAAUCACAUGUUGAAGUGCAGAAAACAAUACUAGAACAACUCGAGGUACAAAAUAAGUUACAAAUGAGAAUAGAGGCUCAAGGAAAAUACUUGCAAGAUAUCUUAGAGAAAGCACAAAAGAGUCUGGCACUUGCCAUUAACAGUAAUCUUGGAAGUCUUGAAAACACGGGAAUGCAGUUACUAAACUUUGACGCGGCUCUGUCAGAUCAAAUUGAAAAAUUUGAGAAACAUGAAAUGAGAGAUAGUGCGGCAAAUGGAAACGAUACUUGUAAGAAGACCAGCGGUUCACCCAUCCAGAUAUGCAAGGUGGAGGCUGGAGAAGAAGACACAAACGUGUUUAAUGUUGAAAGGAACAUGAUAAACUUUGAUUUGAAAUCCAAAAGGUGGCUUUGACUAUAGCGCGAAUGGUGAAAUGCUUAAGGCCAAAGUGCUUCCUUGUUCGAGGUAAUCAUCCAUGCGAGCGUAGUUCACCUCUGGAUAAAGCUUUGAAGCUUCUUGUCCUCCUAUUUCAAAGUUUGUCAAGCAGCCUUCAAAGAAUAUGCGGUAAAAGUAUCCAACUUGUUUUUGUUCAUAUGAUUGAAAAAUUUGACAAGUUUUUGUUCAUAUGGUAAAAGACCUAUUUGGUUUC
Cucurbita moschata (crookneck pumpkin) is the source of this 1549-nucleotide messenger RNA. Its product is annotated as myb family transcription factor PHL11-like. The record is from RefSeq and is a predicted model, not a curated record. Lineage: Eukaryota; Viridiplantae; Streptophyta; Magnoliopsida; Cucurbitales; Cucurbitaceae. The coding region runs from base 592 to 1314 and encodes 240 amino acids. Gene Ontology annotation, molecular function: DNA binding; DNA-binding transcription factor activity. The transcript is spliced from 7 exons.